Molecule: messenger RNA, 2025 nt
Organism: Striga hermonthica
Lineage: Eukaryota; Viridiplantae; Streptophyta; Magnoliopsida; Lamiales; Orobanchaceae
Source: the annotation of a GenBank genome assembly
AUGGAGGAAACCAGACAAGAACCAAGUGGAAAGUGCCCAAAGCUUUCGGAUGGAGAGCAAAACAUGGCCUCGGUCGAUAGGCUCAGCAGCUUACCGGACGAAGUCAUAUGCCACAUUCUCUCUUUCCUCCCGACUAAGCGCUCAGUUGCGACCAGCAUUCUCGGAAAAAGAUGGAGAUUUCUAUGGGCCAACGUACCCUCUCUGCAUUUCAGUUUCACGAAAGUAGAAACACAAGCUUCGGACAUCAUCAACAGUGUUAUAUCGCAGCACAAGGCAAAAAAAAUGGAUACUUUAACACUCUGUAACCUCAAAUGCAACGAGUAUCAACUGGAUACAUGGAUUAAGAUCGCCAUCGAGCGCGGAAUCCGGAAUCUUUGUCUUGAAAGCUUAGAUACAUUCCCUCGAUCCCUCUUGAACUGCAAAACCAUGGUAGACUUGAAGCUUGCUGGUUCAUUUAUUAGUAGAGUGCCACUCUCUGCUAUGGACAAUGUCUCUCUGCCUAGCCUCAAGAAGUUUCAUGUUUCUAAUGUUGUGUGUGAGAAUGAUGAUGCGCUUCCUCGCUUUCUCUCCGGCUGUCCGUCGCUCGAGGAGUUGAUUAUGAAAUUCACCUUUGUGGGGAAAGAUGAUUAUGUGGGCUGCAUAAACAUAUCAUCACCCACGAUAAAGAUGCUUCAGCUCAGUCCUAGGGUUUAUGAUCGUAUUGUUGAAUAUAGGAUGAUAAUGAAUGCCCCGACCCUUAGGUAUCUCCAGGUGGAUGACUAUGACUUGGAGUGUAUAACAAUUCCUAUAACCAUGAUCUCCUUAGUUGAGGCGGACAUCUGCUUAGAUCAUUGUGGCUUCUCAAAUUACAAAACGAUUUGCAAUUCCAAGGUGGUGAAGUUUCUUCAUUCUCUGUCUUAUGUAAAGUGCCUAAAGAUAUCAGGUCGGGAAUUUGAGGAGUUUGUUCGUAGAGGACUUGCUUGUUCAAAUGUAAAGUUUGAUAAUUUGACCAAACUUGAACUCCGAUUGAAUUUCAAAUGGAGUUUUCUUGUAAAGUUUCUUGAAGUUGCUGAUAAUCUUGAAGUCCUUACUAUUUAUUUCGAAAAGGGAUACUUGUGUCCGGAGCCUGAACAAGUGCCUAAAUGCCUAUUAUCAUGUCUAAGAACUAUAACAAUUAAGUCGAUGUGGUUCAAAGAGCAUGAAUUUGACAUGCUCUCAGUGGCGACCAGUGUUCUCGGAAAAAAAUGGAGGUUUCUAUGGCCCCACGUACCCUCUCUGCAUUUCGAUUUCACGAAAGAAGGAAAAAAAGCCUCGGACGUCAUCAACACUGUUAUACUGCAGCACAAGGCAAAAAGAAUGGAUACUUUAACAUUCGAUUCCCUGAACUGCAAGUAUCAGUAUCAACUGGAGACAAUCAUUACAACCGCCAUCGACCGUAGUAUCCGAAAUCUUUAUCUUCAACUUGAAUUCGAUAAUUUCCCUCGAUCCCUCUUCAACUGCAAAACCAUUGUAGACUUGAAGCUUGUUGUUGCAUGUCCUCGUAGAGUGUCACUCUCUGCUAUGGACAAUGUCUCUCUGCCUAGCCUCAAGAAGUUUCAUGUUUUUAGAGUUGUGUGUGAGAAUGAUGAUGCGCUUCCUCACUUUCUUUCUGGCUGUCCGUCACUCGAGGAGUUGAUUAUGGAAUUCGCAUUUUGUGAGAAAGAUGAUUAUGUGGGCUGCAUAAACAUAUCAUCACCCACGAUAAAGAUGCUUCAGCUCAGUCCUUGGGUUUUUCAAGGUACUGUUGAAUAUAGGAUGAUAAUAAAUUCCCCGGCCCUUAGGUAUCUUCAAGUGUAUGAAUAUAACUUGGAGUAUAUAACAAUUGCUAUACCCAUGAUCUCCUUAGUUGAGGCGGAUAUUAACUUACAAUAUUAUUGCUUCUCAAAACACAAAACGAAUUACAACUCCACGGUGGUGAAGUUUCUUCAUUCUCUGUCUUAUGUAAAGUGCCUAAAGCUAUCAGGUUGGGAAUUUGUGGAGGUAUGUUUUCAUUCUUCAAUAUCUUAG